Molecule: messenger RNA, 942 nt
Organism: Drepanopeziza brunnea f. sp. 'multigermtubi' MB_m1
Lineage: Eukaryota; Fungi; Ascomycota; Leotiomycetes; Helotiales; Drepanopezizaceae
Source: RefSeq, a predicted model, not a curated record
AUGGCAGCUUCGCCCCAAGCCGCUACCAUCACGUCGAUGAUUGGGAAGUUGGUCCCGGAUCGACGCGACCGACAGGAGUACACUGCAAGACGGGAAUUCGAUGCACCUCUGGAGAUCGGAGAUCCUCUCAACAGGUGUCGGCGGAUGCUCUUCCGAGGUCGGUCGGUGAAGCAAAGCCCUGGCGAGAGACCCGAUAGACCCGGCGCUCCUUCGUACCCGGCGCCCAGACGUCUUGGUUAUGGGCCCCGUCAGCUGAGAAUCGAGAUUGACGAAUCGGUCGGUUACUUGCAUGUACGUACUUGUAAUUGGCCAACUGGCUAUUCGAAGCCCAGAGUUUCCUUCGCUCUGCGCUUAGAUUCAAAGCUCAUUCGGUCGUCUCGGUUCCCAACAGAGUUCGGCAGCCAAAAUGCCGCUCCCAAAGCUUUUUUGCUGGACUCUUAUGGGCGAUUUCUGAUCCAAUUGGUACAAAAGCGUAUCGCUCCACGCUCUACUCAGGCUUUCCCAUCAAUAUCAUACAAGGAGGCACAAAGGCUCAAGGCACAUCAAACUCCACUCAACACCCCUGAUGACAAGAAUGAGAGCUCGUCCAGGUAUUGCAUUGUAGUCGAGUCAAUAAAGUUAGCACAUCUCAAUCUGCAGACAUCAACACUUACUGGUGGUAUUACCGCUGCCCAAGCUGAGGAUGGCGACAAGGCGCUCAGUCGAGGCUCCACUGGAUAUCCCUACUCUUGCAUACGGAGUAUUCAGCCUCAGGGAAGGGAAGACGAAAUGAUCGACGACGACGGCCACGGCCGGCCGCAGGCAGACGAUACGGAGCAGACAAUGGACAAUGCCCCUUUGUACCAUUCCAAUGCCAGCGUUCCCGAAAAGAUUUCAGCUCCGAAGCUCACUGGACCGGACUCGACCGCCCUGGACCGCCCUCACUCUUCACCUCAAGAAUAG